UAUUUAAUUGUCAACAACCAUUCAGUAUAAGUACAUAGGUAGAUACCCAAAUUAAUAAUGAUAAAUAUAUUUUUUUUAGUUCAUUCUGUUUUAAUACAAUAUUGUAAAAUUCAACAUAGCAUGGUUUAACUAAAAUAAUAUGGAUGUAAACAAUAUACAUAUUAUAUUUGAUAAUCCUACUGCAGUUUUUUUCCCUGGUGAAAUAAUUACUGGCCGAGUUCUACUUAUUGUUAGUAAUUUCAUUAAAAUAAAAAAAGUAAAAUUAAAAUUUAAAGGAGAAGGUAAUGUGUUGUGGAGAGAACAUAAUGCUAUGUCCAGAAGAAAUAGUAGGAAUGGAUUAAGAAAGCAUAGCCUUACACAUAAUAAGACUAAAACUGAAAGAUAUACUGCAAAAGAAGAAUAUUUUAAUCACAAAAUAUUAUUAGCUGGUGGGGAACGAAAACUACAUUUAAAAGAGGGUGAACAUGUUUAUCCAUUUAGUGUUUCCUUGCCAGAUAACUUACCAUCAACAUUUGAAGAAGAGUAUGGACGUAUACAAUAUACAGCCAAAGUAGUAAUUAAUAUACCUUGGGAUAUUAAAAAAGGUAAAGAAAUUGCAUUUGAAGUUAUUUCUGGCUUAAAUUUGAAUGAUGAACCAUCCUUAGCUGAACCUAAAAUACUAGAAAGAGAGAAGUUUUACUGUUGUUGUUGUUGUAAGUCUGGACCAAUGACAAUGAUUGUCUAUGUACCUUAUACUGGUUUUGUUCCUGAACAAUCUAUACCGGUUACAGUUGAACUGGAUAACAAUAGCAAUGUGGAUGUAGAUUCUAUAAAAAUAAAACUGGAAAGAGUACUGAAAUUUAAAGCACGGUUUCCAAGUAGUAAAAUAAAGUCUAAACUAUUUACAAUUGUCAAUGUAUGUAUAGAUGGUGUUGAAAAACACACUUCAAAAACUCGCGUGGAACAAAUUAAAAUUCCAAAUAAUUUGACGAUACCAAAUUUAAAACAUUGUGGUAUUAUAACUGAUACAUAUACUCUAAAUGUUGAGGCCUGCGUCAAUGGCGGAUACAUAAAUGAAGUAAUUUCUGUUAAUAUAAAAUUGGGUAAUACACCAUUGACAAUAGCAACCCAUCCUCAUCAAUUUGAUUAUUCUUUUCAAUCGUUGAACCAAAGUUAUUUUUCCCGCGAACAAAUUCCAGAAAAUCCUCAUCCAUCAGUAGGGCUUACUAAGCCAAUUUCAGUUCCUGGAUAUGCUCAACUAGUAAUUCAAAGUAACUAAUUAUACUCAGUUCCACAUUAUAAUCAAGAAAAUUGGAUGAUUCUCGCACAAAACAGUUCACUGUAUAUUAAAUUAUCUACAUACUCGGAUCCAAAAACACCAUUUCAAUCUUUGGGUUCAGAAAUAGCAGCUGAUAUACAAAAUAGAAUCUAUCACUACAUUAUUGUUUAGUUACAUCUACUUGUUGAUUAAUUACUAUUUAUCUGCUUCCAUAAAAAAUAUCAAAUCAUUAGAUUCAUAGAACCAAUUUUCUCAACUACCACUGUAUGCUAUUCUACUAUCAGAUUAUCUAACUACCUAUUAAAUUAAAAUCAACUUUGCUAUACUUAUAAGUUAUAACUCAAUUAAAACAACUUACACAUAGAAUGCAGUAUUCAUAUUAAAUAUAUGAACUACAAAUAAAAGUAAAGAAUUUUAAAUUAAAGUUUAGAUACUAUAAUCAUCCAUUAUAGAUAAUAUAGUUUAAUUAUUUAUAAACAGUUUUAUAAGUCAAAAUUGACAUAAAAUAGCAUAUUGAUAUGUGAAUUACACAUUUUAUACUUACAUAUUAAUGGUUUUUUUACAAAAUUGAAUGUAUAGAACAUUGAUACUUUUUCUAUUUGUGAUGGCUAAUGAUAAGAGUUCA
Aphis gossypii (cotton aphid) is the source of this 1883-nucleotide messenger RNA. Its product is annotated as arrestin domain-containing protein 3-like. Gene Ontology annotation, biological process: protein transport. Gene Ontology annotation, cellular component: cytoplasm. The transcript is spliced from 6 exons. Bases 140 to 1258 code for a protein of 372 amino acids. The record is from RefSeq and is a predicted model, not a curated record. NCBI's taxonomy places the organism in Eukaryota, Metazoa, Arthropoda, Insecta, Hemiptera, Aphididae.